CCUGCAGGCAGGAGUGGGAAAAGGGUCAUCUCUUUCCCAGAGGGUAACAGUGAUGGCUUAUUGUGCCCGUGUGUUUUCCACUGGUAGAGAAUACCAUGACUGAAGUUGUCCUUUCCACCUCUGUUGUCCAGAAUGAUGUUUUACAGGAAAAAAUAUGUGCUAUGAAGGGGCUGCCACAGAAGUAUAAUUUUUCGCACUGCUGCGGUAAUGAUUUUGAAAGAAGAAGCUGUUUCUUCUUGAACAAGAAAGAUGGUGUAGGAUUUCUGCCUCCUUUCCCUACUCUGGAUCCGGAAGAGAAAUGCCAGGCUUUCAAAAAGAGCUCAGAAUCUUUUCUAAAUCACUACGUGUAUGAAGUUGCCAGAAGGAACCCCUUUGUCUUUGCCCCCACGCUUCUCAGUGCGGCCACUCGCUUUGCAGAGGCGGCUGGAGCCUGCUGUGAAGACCAGCGCGAGGUCGGCUGCUUUCAGAAGAGGGCAGCACCUAUCAUGCAAUAUUUAAGAGCAUUUUCUUCCUAUCAAAAGAAUGUCUGUGGUGCACUUCUGAAAUUUGGACCCGAAGGCUUAAACUCGAUAAACAUUGCUGUACUCAGUCAAAAAUUUCCCAAGGUUGAAUUUCAGGAACUCACUUCCCUCUUAGAAGAUGUUUCUUUCAAGUAUGAUGCCUGCUGUGAAGGGGACGUUGUGGGAUGUAUCCGCAGCUCGAGCAAGGUUGCGAGCCGUAUUUGUUCAAAACAAGAAUCCAUCUCCAGCAAAAUCAAAGAGUGCUGUGAAAAGGAAGUACCGGAGCGUGGAGAAUGCAUAAUCUACUCAAACAAGGACGACAGACCAAAGGAUUUAUCACCAGGAGAAGCAAAAUUCACUGACAGUGAGAAUGUAUGUCAAGGACGAGAUGCUGACCCGGACAACUUCUUUGCUGAGUUCACUUAUGAAUACUCAAGGAAUCACCCAGACCUGUCUAUCCCAGAGAUUCUAAGGAUCACUCACGAGUACAAGGCCCUCCUGACCAGCUGCUGUAACACAGAGAACCCUCCAGAUUGCUACCGGCAUGCGGAAGACAGAUUCAAAAAGACAACUGAGAAAAGCCUCAAGAUAGUACAGCGAGAAUGUGAACAUUUCCAGAACUGGGGCGAGAAUGGCCUGAAAUACCGUUUCUGUUUGGACUCGGCUUUCCUGGGCCUAACCCAGAAUCCCUGGAUCCUGCCCCAUUUGAAAUGUUCAAAACUCCAUUCAAGUCUCAAAAUCACCUCUGGGUUCCAACUCUCAUGGGUACAGGUGGAUUUAGUUCUUGGAGAGUUGUGUGGAGUACAUAAAAACCGAACCAUCAACCCUGCUGUGGACCACUGUUGUAGAACAAACUUUGCCUUCAGAAGAUACUGCUUUGAGGGUCUGGAAGUCGAUAAAACAUAUGUGCCUCCUCCUACUUCUAAAGAUUUAUUUACAUUUCCUGCCGACUUGUGUCAAGCUGGGAAUGAGGAGCUUCAGAGAAGGAAAGACAGGUUUCUUGUCAACCUGGUGAAGCGAAGGCGGGAACUCACAGCUGAGCAGCUGCAGACUCUGUUCACAAGAGUCACUAAGGCGGUGGAGAAGUGCUGCGAGGCAGAGGCCCCCGAGGCCUGCUUUAAGGAAGAGAGUCCUGUCAUUGACGGCUGAAGCCAGGCUGCUUGAGAAACAAAGUAAAAUGCAUCAAAGGUCCUUCAUUCUCAAACAAAUGUCGGGAGCAUUUUCAUCUCAUUUUGUCUCUGUGGCUUCCUCAGGCUUUACUGGUCCACCCCGUGUGCUCUGCAGCUGACAGAGCCCGUCCUGGUCUGUGCUGCUCUCUGGGCGUCAGGCCUUGCCGUGCACGGUGGCUCUGCUGUGUCCACGCCCCACUUCUCCUACUACUCAAGCAGCUUUCGGAGCAGCCUCUGCCUUUCUGCUAUUGUGUUCAGCUGUCUGUACCAAGAGAGUGGAAUCUUUGAAGCUGAUAGAAAUAAGGGGGUACUUGCUCAAGGUUUGGGGUAGGCAGACAGUCUCAGUACCCUGGUUCCAAGACUCAAAAAAAUCUCUCUGAGAUAUGACUGGCACAAUUUUACGCAAACAAAAAGCAAUAUGUUUGUGAUUUCAAAAAGAUGUAUAAGAGAUGCCUUCUGUUUAUGUAACAUAAACUUUAGGAAGAAAAUGUUGCAUAGAUAUAGCAGUGAAAUUCAGUGUUGGGGAAGAGAGGCCUGGACCUCGACAGAGGGUGGGUGUUGGUCCACAAAAGGCAAAACAGUGAAUAAUGCCAGUUAUUUUAAAUAUAUGACUAUCACCCAAGCUACAGCCUUUUAUAGCCUUUUAAUGCAUAAACUGUUAUUUUUUCUUUUUAGCAAUGACCAACUUCUGGGCUUCCUAACUGUCCUGUGGUGAAUUUCAUUUCUUGAGAACAAAGUGAAAGGAUGCUGCUGUGGUCUCGCCCGGAAUCACAAGCAAUGAUUGUGAUUGUUGUCAUAGCAAGCAAUAAACACCAAGUGGUAAAGCCGUU
Molecule: messenger RNA, 2499 nt
Organism: Otolemur garnettii (small-eared galago)
Lineage: Eukaryota; Metazoa; Chordata; Mammalia; Primates; Galagidae
Gene: AFM
Product: afamin
Exons: 11
Coding region: 96-1649 (517 amino acids)
Biological process (GO): vitamin transport; protein transport within extracellular region
Cellular component (GO): blood microparticle; cytoplasm
Molecular function (GO): zinc ion binding; fatty acid binding; vitamin E binding
Source: RefSeq, a predicted model, not a curated record